CGAGUCGCCUAGUGUGUUUUUGACGUCGGUAAAUGCAGUCGUGAGUCUCGGAGCGGACGCGAACACUUUUAUUUAUAGUUUUUAAUCGAAUAAAGUCGUGUGACGUUCGUGAACACCAGUGUCUAGCCGGGAUUUUAUAAAUAUGAGUAUUGCUGACCUGAUCCAAGCCGCGGAAUACAUCGAGAGGCGAGACAGAGUUUUUUUCGUUGCAGAAUCGGAGCACGGAUACGCGUCGAGUUUGCCGGCGUAUGAAGAGUCGCGUGCAGGAGGCAGGCGGCCUAAGACGAAGAAAUCGCAGGGCAGCAGGACCACUCAUAACGAGUUGGAAAAGAACAGAAGAGCACAUCUCAGAAGCUGCUUGGAGAAGCUCAAGGACAUGGUCCCCCUUGGCCCAGAAGCGUCCCGACACACCACAUUAGGAUUAUUGACAAAAGCGAAAAGGUUUAUAAAGAGCUUGGAGGAGCGAGAGAAGCGGCACUCGGGGCACCGGGAGCAGCUGGCGCGCGAGCAGCGCUUCCUGCGGCGGCGACUGGCGCAGCUGCGGGCCGCGCGCAACGCACGCGCGCUGGCCGAGAGCGCGGUACACGCGCCCGCCACGCGCACCGACUCGCUGUCGUCGCUCGAGUCCUCGUCCGGCGUGUCCACGGCCGAGCGCUCGCCGUCCUCCGUCUCCGAGAGUGACGAAGUGGACGUGAUCGGCUACACGUCGAACCAGAGCGACAGCGAGUCACUGGUGUCUGGCCACAGCGGCGACAGCGGCGUGGGCGUCGCGCGCGGCCGCCCGCGGUAUUGUAGCAAGCCUGCGCGCGCGCGGUUUACCAGGGUCUAGGUAAGAAUAUAGUGUUACACGUGAAC
Bicyclus anynana (squinting bush brown) is the source of this 855-nucleotide messenger RNA. RefSeq names its product max dimerization protein 1-like. Gene Ontology annotation, molecular function: protein dimerization activity; RNA polymerase II cis-regulatory region sequence-specific DNA binding; DNA-binding transcription factor activity, RNA polymerase II-specific. Lineage: Eukaryota; Metazoa; Arthropoda; Insecta; Lepidoptera; Nymphalidae. The coding region runs from base 143 to 829 and encodes 228 amino acids. Gene Ontology annotation, biological process: regulation of transcription by RNA polymerase II. The record is from RefSeq and is a predicted model, not a curated record. The transcript has 6 exons.